This is a messenger RNA of Populus trichocarpa (black cottonwood), 1714 nucleotides long. RefSeq names its product peroxisome biogenesis protein 16. Gene Ontology annotation, biological process: peroxisome organization. The record is from RefSeq and is a predicted model, not a curated record. Lineage: Eukaryota; Viridiplantae; Streptophyta; Magnoliopsida; Malpighiales; Salicaceae. The coding region runs from base 291 to 1382 and encodes 363 amino acids. The transcript is spliced from 8 exons. Gene Ontology annotation, cellular component: peroxisomal membrane.
UAUCAAGAAGUCCAUCACUACCUCUGAUUUUUGCCUCUUCCUUGACAACAACUAGUCUCUGACACUCUCUCUCUUUUCCAAGCAUUCUUGGUCGUUUCCACACCUUGACUCUUGAGAUCGAAUUACUUAAAAGGGUUUCCUUUUCUCGGUAUUUCGUCAUCUGGGUCUGGUCCUAAAACACCAGAGAGAGAGAGAGUUAGAUUCAAGUGAGGCAAGGUCAACGUUUACAUUCGGUUACGUUUCCACACCUUGUUCGUUAUUUUCUUGUUUUUCUUUGAGAUUCUGAACCCAUGGAGACUUAUAAGAAAUGGGUUAGAAGGAAUAAAGAUUAUGUUCACUCAUUGGAGUCUCUUGCCAAUGGAUUGACGUGGCUUCUUCCCGAACGGUUUUCCGCUUCAGAGAUAGGACCAGAAGCAGUAACUGCAAUCUUGGGCAUUAUCACUGCUAUCAACGAGCAUAUCAUCGAUACUACUCCAACCCAGAUGCAUGUUGGUCCUAUGGAGCCUAAUUCUUUCCCGUAUUCGUUGUGCAUAUCUGCUAUAAAGGAUUUGGAAACAUUGGUUGAAGUUGCAGCUCAACAUUAUUUUGGUGACAAUAAGAAAUGGAAUUUCAUUGCUGUUACAGAAGCUACCAAGGUGCUAGUUAGGCUCAUUUUGUUCCGGAAUAGUGGAUAUAAGAUGCUUCUUCAUGGAGGAGAGACACCAAAUAUUGAAAAGCAUUCAGAUUUCUCAAGCUCGCAGCAUAAUGUUGGAGGUUUCCCAAAACCUGGAUCUCGCCAUGGUCCUAAUGGACUUAACCCGUGGAAUCUAGAAGGAAGGGCAUUGUCUGCACUGAGCAGGUUUGGAGAAAAUGCCAGGAUGAGUUCUGACCCUGUAUGGCUGCGCAGGGCUGGACAUCAGCAAGCUAUUAUGGAGCCUCCAUCUUCAGCGAUUGAGAGGCCAACACUUUCCAUGAUUUUAUCUGAGAAAGGUGUUCAGGGGGCAUUAUUUCUCAUGGGAGAGGUCCUUUUUAUUAUAAGACCCCUUAUUUAUGUGCUGUUCAUCAGAAAGUAUGGAAUUCGGUCAUGGAUUCCUUGGUUUGUUUCUCUGGCUGUAGACGCUGGUGGCGUAGGAUUUUUAACACAGGUUACUAAAUCAAGGGAUGGUGGAAAAGAGCAACACUAUCACCUUACUGCUUCCGAACAGGAUGAGUUGAAAAGAAGAAAAUUGUUAUGGGCGCUUUACCUAAUGAGAGAUCCUUUCUUUACCAAGUACACCAGGCAAAGACUUCAAAGCACUGAAAAGCUAGUGGAACCUGUUCCUAUUAUUGGGCUUCUAACAGCGAAAAUUGUUGAGCUUGUUGUUGGUGCUCAGACUCGGUACACAUACAUGUCUGGAUCGUAAUGUCCUAUUAUGUCUUGUCUAUAGUUUUCACUCCGGAUGCAGUUAUAAGCGUCAGUUGCCAGACUCGAAUUGGCAUUGCUUUCAUCUGUAUCACAAGAAAUUCAACAAAAAGCUUUCCAUAAAAAUCAGCAACAGUUUUUGUAGAUAUGUGUUUCGUUCUAUUCUAAAUAAGUGAAAGCUUUGCUGAUCUUAUUAUGUAGCUAUGAUUUUGGGAGGUCUGUGAUGUGCUUUAGCACGGCCAUGCACUGCAGUACUACGGUUUCGAGUAUUUAUGCUUCCAGAUGCUUUAUAAAUCGAGAAAAAUCUCGCUUUUCGUUGUUUAUUUAACCAAA